CUCCUGCUCACCACCUUCCCGCAGGACUCAACCCAACUUCUGCGGAAAAACUGUCAGAAAAUGGAGCGAGUGGCGUGAGGUUUUCCUUAAACACAAAUCAAAUUCAGACUUCGCUACUUCAAACUCAAGACAAGACUUCGCUCAGCAAUUUCUGAAACAAGGUUGAAUUCUUUACACUGCCCUAGUUCAAAAUGAAGCAGAGUAGAGGAAACUCAAGUUGUUCUGGAAAUGAAGAUAGAAUCAGCAAUUUGCCUGAUGCCCUAAUUCAUGAAAUCCUAGCUUUCAUGGAUAUGCAAUAUGUUGUUCAGACUUGUGUUUUGUCUAAAAGAUGGAGAUAUAUGGACUUCUGUCCCUGUGUUACGCUUCGAAGAUUAUCUGCACGAGGAUGAAGAAGUGGAUGAUAUGGAUUUGGCUCAUAUGCGCUUUGUCAACUUUGUGAAGAAUGUACUCAGUUUUCGUGACAACUCUGAUAUACAUACGCAUUAUCUCAACAGUGACAACAAUGGGGCGACUAUAGUUGAUGAUAUAUGUAAAUGGAUCGCCACUGCUGUCACCCAUAAUGUCCAGGAGUUAACUAUUAAGAUAUGCAUUGAUGAGGAUUUUUUUGAGAUUCCUGCUUGUCUAUGUACUUGUAAAUCGUUGACAAAGCUGGAGCUGGUUUUGGGUACUCUUUGGGCUGACGAGUGCAAGGUUAUUCUACCUUCUGCAAUGAGUUUACCUCGGAUCAAAUCGUUGGGUCUGCGCUUUUUUUAUCAAUUGAUUGGUAAAGAAAAAUUAGCAAAUAAGUUUUUUUCAGGAUUUCCUACCCAAUGGUCGUUGGACAGGGAUAGUCGCAGAUUAAACAAGGUGAAUUUUAAUAUUUUGAGUUUGCCCAAUUUAGAGUGGCUGGUAACUAGAGACUGUGGAUUUGAUGAUUUGAAUCUCAAUAUAUCUUUUCCUAAACUUAAUAUUUUGCAUUGAAUGAUUUUAAACCGAAUGGUGAAAUUGAAAAUACUGGUGAGUACAAGCUGUAUGCUCCAAGUCUUGCAUCCUUUGUUUUAAAGGGUUACAUGCCAACAAGAUUCACUCUAGAGAAUCUUUCAUCUCUAGUCAGAGCUGAUAUGCACAUAUGGAUUAAAAGAGAAGAUAUCGGGGAUGGAGUUUUUCCAGAGAUUCGUGCAGAGAAGAAAGAAUAUUAUACCCAACUUACGUUGAGAUUUUUGAGAGGGUUUCAUAAUGUGAAAGUCUUAACAUUAAACGGUUCCUUCCUCAAGCGUACUAUAAUUUAUAAGAUGUCUCUCUUUUUUGCCUUUUUGUGCGCUAAGGCAUUAGGCGGAUCUCCUGAUAUAUUGGACAGUCAGCCACUAGAGUUUUGUCAUCUGCAGUUUCUGAAGCUUUCGGGGGGGUCUUCAAGGGACUCUCUGCGUACAAUAUUUUACAUGCUAAAGAUUUCUCCUAAUAUAAAGGGACUUUACCUAAGAUUAGGACCACAGGAUUCUUUCGAUCCAGUGUAUCCGUUUUAUCACGAGUUAAAUGCUGAGGAGAUAAGAGGGUUGGCUAUGCCAUGCUGCAUGAUAUAUCACCUGAAGUUUGUCAAGAUUAAAUAUCUUAGAGGGCGUUCCAAUGAACUAAACUUGCUAGCAAGUUUGUUGAAGCAUUCCAUGGUCUUGGAGAAAAUAAUUUUGUGCAGCCGUUGUCUUAACAAGUACCAUUUGAAAGAAAAAGAGGAAGAAAUGGAGAAAUUCCGUGAGAUGCUGCUAACAUUUCCUAGAGCUUCUGCAAAUGUUGUGAUAUCGUACUCGGUUUCUGUAUGGUAUUCUUAAAUCUUGAUGACAGACCUUUUCAGUGUCAUUGCAUGAUGAAAAGAACCCCAGAAAAAGUGAUGGAUUUUUGUACAGAUGCUGUCUUAUUUUCUUUGUCUAGUAAUUUCUCAAUUAGGCUAGUUCAUGUUUCUAAUACCUCUUGAAGUUCAAUAACUGUUUGUUUCUUUGUCUAUGUUGAUACAAAUCAGCAGUGCUAUAAACAAAAAAAUUGUAUCA
Molecule: messenger RNA, 2018 nt
Organism: Papaver somniferum (opium poppy)
Lineage: Eukaryota; Viridiplantae; Streptophyta; Magnoliopsida; Ranunculales; Papaveraceae
Product: FBD-associated F-box protein At5g22730-like
Exons: 5
Coding region: 1050-1802 (250 amino acids)
Source: RefSeq, a predicted model, not a curated record